Messenger RNA from Fusarium tjaetaba, 3936 nucleotides. Its product is annotated as nucleoside phosphorylase. Bases 1 to 3936 code for a protein of 1311 amino acids. Gene Ontology annotation, molecular function: catalytic activity. NCBI's taxonomy places the organism in Eukaryota, Fungi, Ascomycota, Sordariomycetes, Hypocreales, Nectriaceae. The record is from RefSeq and is a predicted model, not a curated record. Gene Ontology annotation, biological process: nucleoside metabolic process. The transcript has 9 exons.
AUGGAUGAUUCUCAAUCACCUGACAUUUACACAGUGCUUGAGCAACAGCAUGCGCGUCGCCAACUGCAGAAUUUGAAUCGCUUGGCGCCUUUCCUUGAGGCCACUAAGCAGUAUGGCGAUGUGGCUUCUUUGUUCUAUGAGGGCGAUGAGAUCAUGCCAUUUAUCUGGGGACCAAUGAAAUUCCUCCUAGAGACAGCAAGUUCAUCCAGCUCUUCUGCAGAGGCUUUUGACAAGCUUGUUGGCUUGUAUGAGAAGGUUGGGGAGGCACUUCCUCUUCUCAAGCAUUAUGAAGACUUCUUCCAACGUGCCAUGCCACCAUGGAAGAAAGUGUUUGAUAUAAAUUGGGAGACCAUUGAAAGCGCAUUGCUUCCCAUCAUAUCAAAUUUAACUCGAUAUCGAGACGAUAUUCAGAAUCAGACCAAAGAGACUCGAGCGGAUAAGGCUGGAACAACGCCACAACAACUGUUGGAGACCGGAAAGAAAGGAGCAAACGAUGCAUCCGAUCUUCGAGCAGCUUCUGCUACCCACAAGGAAGUCCAAGCAACAUUAGAUGCGCCUCAGACUGAUUCCGGUUAUGUGUCCACCCAUGCAAACUUCAUUCAUGACCAUCGUGCGGUAGACAACAACAAGGACGACGCAAGCACUGAAUACUCUACAACAUCAAGCUUGACUUCUCUUGAAUCGGAUAACUAUAUCGAAACAUUUGCACGCCAUUUGGCUAGUCAUACUAGAGGUCUAUCUGCCGACAAAGCAACACAGACUCGGAUUUCUACUAUUCUCCCUCCUUUACUAAAAGCUUUUGCUCUGCAGGUCGGUCAACAGACUCAGCCCCCUUUGAACAGAAAGGCCAUGGCAUUUGUCCAUAAGUAUAGAAGAGAAAUCGCUGAGACAUUCGAGAAUAUCCAAUUCAACCGAGACCCCGAAGGUUUACCAGAAACCUCCCAGCCUUCGACGUCCGACGACACAAUAGAUCGCCGUGGUUUCCUUGACGAAUGGUUCAAGCGUGUUGAGUCUCCAUCAGGAUGUCAGGAGAACGAACAAAACCAUCAGGCAAGCCCGGAACCAACUUCCACAGAGCCAGAGCCCGUAUCAAUUGAAGAGAGCUCAAUUCUUCAAACCACAGCCUUUGAGUGGCUAUUGUCUCGACUACUCAAAGAGUUUCACCUGACUCCAAUUGAGCCAUACGCCAUACAGUCAAUCGGCGAAGGGAUACUAGCAGCUCUUCCACCCCCUCGAUCUAUCAGUAGGAAAAGUCUUACCCCGACAUACAACGUUUCCAUUGAGCUUGAGUUGUCGUAUCCAGAUGGAACCACCCUCAAAAUGAGAGUAGAGACUUAUGCGUUGAUAGCAGAGGUCAACGGAAUGGCCGCUACAGUUGCGGAAAUAGGAGAACAGCUUGCCUGGUUGGGGGCCGCUUUCCGAGAGCGGCCAGAUGAGAAUGGACUCAUAUGCUGCACACCAGACAUCAUCGUCAUACCAGAAGAUUUGCCAUCAUUCCAGUCUAACUCUCAACCUGCGCAUGGCGUUGAUUUCAGAAUAUAUUUCGACGUGGAGACGGUUGAGGGAAAUCACAAUACGAACGGCCAAUGUUGGCAGUCUCUUUUCAAGAGUCCCACCCUCGUGAGGGGCUACCCUAUCCCUCGGCGGAAAGAAUGGAAUGUUGGACUAGAAGCCAGCCUCGACAUCAUGGCUGGCCUUGCUCAAACCCAUCAGAUACACACAUUUGGCGAUAGGUUUUACAUCAAGGGGUAUUGCACGAUGCUAGUUCCUACUCGCCGUUGCAGUGAUAUCCAAUACUGGCAUCUUAUCCACCGAACGGAUGGCGGUCGAUUGUCUCACUUCCCUGAUGACAUGACUGAAGAGCGAUACACAGGGAGUAUGAAGGACCUGGAACAUUUUCGGCACAUUCUAGGGUGGUGCUCAGCAGCUGAGUCUCUUCUUGGUUUAUUCAAUUCAUCCCGUACACAAGUCGCUUGCUCAAUGCUUCCGAAAUGUGAAAAGGGUGCGGCUCUUGCUGGGGAAGCUUAUAAGAGAGAACGUCCUAUUCCAAGAAUAUCCAACUACUUUCCUGUGUCGGAGGACACAGCCCCAUCAAUAGGUUCAGUGGACUAUGACUACCGACUCAGGCUAUUAGAAGCACAAUUCUUCCUUCUUUGGGACGAGAAAGAGAAGCGAGGAUGGCUCAUCAAUGGUGCUACUGCUCUGCUACACGCUGUGGAAGAAUGCAUCGCACCUGAUAUGAACGGAGAUUCCCGCUCUGCCUUGUUGUUCGGAAAGCAUUGCUCCGAGACGGCACACCAAGGCCGUAGCCCAUCAGUCGUCCAGAUACUGAAUGACAGAAAGUACCAGAAACUUCUACUGUACGGUGAGGAAAACAUGCAAACUACCGUUGGCGACAAGAUCAAAGAGUUGUGCAGUAUAUUCGAGUACUUCGUCGACCUGCAAGGCCAUUCAAAAACCACAGACAGGCUCAGUGGCAGGUCCCGAAAGUACCUGGAAGGCUGGGAUUUCGAGGAUGUAGUCAGCAACUUCAGGACUUUCCAUGCACGACAAACUACCCUAGAAACACUGGGGAAAGAGUGGGUUGACUUUAUCCGAGCUAUCAAAGCUGUGACCCUUUUUGGACAAGGCUUUGGAGAGAUCAUCCGGCCACAAAAGACCUGCAGGCGAUGGACUACCCUACCGAAAGGGAAAUACUAUAUUGCAACACUCGUUUCUGAUCUCCAUAAGGUGUUGAAAGAGCAUGGGAACUGUGGCGAUGGCCAUCUACGACUUGGCGACAAUUUGAUAUGGCAUUCUGCAACGCCUGGGUCUGACUUUUGCAAAUGUGAUCAACUGGGUCAACAGAUGGGUGGACGCCACCGUUGCGAGCCAGUCCAGGUAUGCUUUCCCUUGAACUUGGCUGAGUCUCUAGAAUCAAGGAAGAGCAAAAUACCAGACAACAAUGAGGGUGCUCUGAUAUUUGGCCAUCACUCUCUGUUUCCAUGGUUCUGGGAUGAUAUCGGUGUUCCUAAGAAACGGCGAGACAUUGAAGCCCUUUACUUCCCAAGAACAAUCGAAAAAAGCAUCGGUUUAUCGUCCGAUAGCGGUAUUGGUUCCUCUAUGUCGAGAUCCCAGGUCGAAACUCCGGAUCGGCAGAGGUCGAGGUCGCAAGAUAGUUCUGCUGAGCCAUCAAGGAAGAAGCAGAAGACGGCAACUACUACUUUUCCAAUCGAAGCCAACUCUCCCGACAGUUAUGUGGGUAUCAUAUGUGCGUUACCACAUGAGCUAGCGGCAGUCAGAGCGACAUUCGAUGUGACACUGGAAAAAUACAAGAAAGUCGAGGGCGACGCGAACUACUACUUUACUGGCAAGAUUGCUCACCAUAACGUUGUGGCUACGUGCCUUCCUAAAAUGGGAACAAAUCAUGCCGCAUCGACUGCGAAGGAUAUGAGUCGCAGCUACAAUCCGUCGUUGUGUCUCCUGGUUGGCAUCGGUGGAGGCGUGCCUUCAGCAAAGCACGAUAUACGGCUCGGCGAUGUGGUUGUAGGGAACUCUGUGGUCCAGUAUGACUUUGGAAGUGAGACAGAAGCGGACUUCCAAAUCAAAGACCGUGUUCUGCAAAGCUCGCCAAGUGAUGUGGAAAACCUCGUCAGCUCGCUGUGCUCCGACCCAGUUCUCAUACGCAGCUCAAUUGACCGCUACCUGGGCGAGAUCACCGCUAAGGAAGGCAAUAAGGUCAUCAAGCGUGCAGUGUUCCGAGAUGAGAUCGCGGCGAAGCAUGAUGUAAAGUGCUUCGAGAUGGAGGCUGCCGGUAUUGCCAACACAAUGCCUUACCUGGUAGUUCGGGGCAUUAGCGAUUACUGUGAUGGGAACAAGAACGACGACUGGCAUGAAUAUGCAGCUGCAACAGCAGCAGCAUACGCUAAGCUACUACUCAGUAAAUAUCAUAAGUAG